Dreissena polymorpha is the source of this 2292-nucleotide messenger RNA. RefSeq lists its product as uncharacterized. The transcript has 17 exons. The record is from RefSeq and is a predicted model, not a curated record. NCBI's taxonomy places the organism in Eukaryota, Metazoa, Mollusca, Bivalvia, Myida, Dreissenidae. Bases 198 to 1244 code for a protein of 348 amino acids.
UAUUUUGUUCACGACGGCACAGGUGACAGGAAGAGCCAGUGUUUGAACAGUGAACCCAACUACAAAGCUCUGUUUGACCAGUUUUUCGUUGACAACGGCAACAGAGCUCCUGCCUGUCGAUCCCACCACUCGUUGUGGUUCCAGGUUUCGCGCAUCAAGGAUUUCAGUUGUGCAAAGUAUGUGAUAUACCACUUGGUAUGAAAGAUUCGUUUGAUCAGCACCCAAGUCCAUGUGUCAGCCAACAAAGUCUUCAGUAUGGGGACCCAAACAAUUGCCAGCAGUUUCAAAGCUAUCAAGCCUUGCUGAAACUUAAAUAUACCAACUUAUGUAUGAGCAAAAAUUCGCAAUGGGAUCUUUUGCAUGAUCUUGAAAUAAGGAGUCGAGCUUGUCGUAAAAACAUCACUUCAGUUCUUGCAAUGCAUUUCCACGAUCCUCUUCCGCUGGAUCCAUGUAGCUGUCAUGCUGGUAAAACUAUAUCGAACGAUCAGCCUGUUUUGGAGGAAGGCCGAUUCCAAGAUUGCACAAAUGCAAAAGAAAGCAGCUAUUCUAAUCUUCGGAAAGAGCUAUUUUAUGGAGCGAAAGCGGCUUGCUGCUCUACACUUUUCCAUCUAUGGCAGCAGUUGCUGGAAAUACGACCAUUAGGGGCUUAUGACUGUACAAUGGACCUUAUUCUCAGAGCAGCAAAUAAAUAUCCCAGUGCAGAGUUGGACCCUUGCAAAUGUACAGGCACAUUACCCAUAACAUCCACCAGUACAACGACACGAACUUCUUCGAGAACAACGAAUACAACACCAAGUUCUACAACUACUUAUACAACUACAACAAAUUCAGCCGCUCCAUUUUCUCCGAACAGAUUUCAGUGCCGCAAAUACGACCUUAUUGUUGAUAUUGCAACUGCUAAAUACGUGCACUCAAAUGACUCAACACCAUGUGAAAGCAAAAUCUCCGGCACAAAUGAGGACUUGGUGCUCACACUAUGCAACAUAACGGCAGUGGAGACGUGGUCUCGAGGUCUUCAGGUGAUAAGUAACUGUGCAAACAUCGCCAGCUACUCCCCGAUCGCCACGUUCAGUGCCACAGGGAGCUACCAACCUGCUGAUGCCCAGUCAGGGGUGUUCCUGGAAUGUAUACCCGAAGGAUUCAAGAUGGCCAUCCAACCAUGCAAUGGGGUGCCCCAGAUCAUCCAUGUUGAGACGACCGGUGUGUUUAACAACAACGCCAACAUUUACUACAUGGUGGUUUAGUGUGCACUGAUAAACACUAAAUGUAACAAUCCAAUAUAAAAUUUUACUACACAACUUUGACGGAGAGCGAUGCUUGUAAAAUAAAUCAAAUGCAUAUGAAAUUGUAGUUGCGAUUGAUUAUAUUCAUUUAUGCUCCAUGGCAAUAUGAAUAAGUUAUGUAUUAAAUACAAAUGAGUUUUGCAUGUGAUUUGAUAUCAAUAUGUUUUUUUCCGUUCGAAUGGAUGUAUUAAAUAAUGAGAGUAUAAUACAUUUUUUUAAUUUGUUAGAGAACAUGCGUUUCUAAAUCAACAGCUGAAUGUACAUACCAUAAUAUGUGAAUAGGAUGAGCCAAUACAAAUUAUGUAAAAAGAAAAUCACGUCAUUUACUGGAAACAACGGUAAAUAACUACGUUCAGAUGGAAAAGUGAUAACAACUGAUUGCUCUAGUAACAAAGGGUCACACUCAUCGAGUACGUUCCAUGAAUACUACAUCGCAAUGUUAUAUGACGAAAACAAAAGCAUGGUUAAAGGAUUUUUCUUGAAUAAUAUGUAAACGUUAUGUGUAUUCGAGGGUAGUUUUUACACUUUUGUUCCGUAUUUCAAAAUUAACAAGUUAAGUGCAUCUCAGCGGAAUUUAAGAAUGAUAUAAUCUUGUAGACCUUAAAAUCAUACAUAGACACAAAUUCUUUGUUUUUAAAGUAUGUAUGUGCUUUAUGACAUUGAAUAUUUUGUGUUCUUACUUUCCAUCAGAUAAAUAUGCACCUGCUUCACACGAUCAGUGUUAAUUCGCAUAUCUUUAGUAAAUGUAUUGUAAAUUAAUUGAAUGUGCAUAUGUUGUGUAAGAAUACGUAUAUUAUGAUUAUAUUUCAACAAAGUGUCAGUGGUUACUAAUUAGAAGUUAUUGUGUAUAGUUUAUGAAUUUGUAUUAUUGUGUGUUCAGGUAACAUUACUCUUUGAAAUAAUACAUGUAUUUCGAAGGUGUACGUACCGCUUCCAAUAAUAUUUUUGCGACUAUACAAUAUGUAAGAAGAGGUAAGUAUUUCUUUUUCAAUAAAUGUUUGAAAUAUAA